Molecule: messenger RNA, 1654 nt
Organism: Phycodurus eques (leafy seadragon)
Lineage: Eukaryota; Metazoa; Chordata; Actinopteri; Syngnathiformes; Syngnathidae
Exons: 5
Coding region: 301-1329 (342 amino acids)
Source: RefSeq, a predicted model, not a curated record
CAAGUGGCUAGACAUUCGAAGUUCGAUGUCGAGUCCAUUCAUGACAGCGCCAACACACGGAGGCUGUGAGCCGCCUGAGAUCCGUUUGUCGUCCCCAAUUCAACAGGACUCCAGAUAGCACUGAAUAUGAAUCGCGUUGCUUUAAGUCAUACAGAAAAUCAAAACAAGUGAAGGUUUUCUGUCAAAGGUGAGGUUCAACUUUUAACGUUGAAUAUCUAUAUUGUGGCUUCGUUGCCGGGUAACAUCUUAUGUUUGCUUUGUUACAGCCAAGUAGUGUACAGCCUGAAUUGCAGUGUCACCAUGAAUACUAGAUGCUCCUCCAAGUUGAAAACAGCUUCAGAGAAGAAGCUUGAUAAAAGUCCCAACGCAAGUGAAGAUGCUGUCCAACGCCAGACUCGGGCUAAGAGGAGGAGGAGGAGGAGGAGGAGGAGGACGGAAUUUGAUGAUGGCAGCAUUAAUAAGGAAGACGAUCGCAUCCAUAACAUAAUUCAGAUCAUCAACAGUCAUGUAGAGGAGGAGCCUGAAGCGGGCAGUAUUGCACAGGUGGUUGAUAGAGGGUCAGAUUAUUUGGAUGAGGAAUGUGGCUCUACAACUGCUCCUUCCCCUUUGAAAGUCACAGCUCCCAACAAAAAACUAAGACCACCAGCAGGCCUAUGCUCAUCUUGUCGGAAGUUCUACCAGAGGGCCAGGAGAUUGAAGACUCCCAUCAAAGAUAAACUCUUGGACAAUGAUCCCACCUCCUUGACAUGUGAUCAGUGGGUCCUGCUUAAAAAGUGGAACCCAAGUAGGCUACCUCACUCAAGCGGGAAGCUUUCCCACUGUGUGCUGCUGCUUCACGCACGUUUGAAGGGGAAGAAUAAAGCAAAGCAGAACAAGCAGGAUGGGCAUAAACACUCGUGCUCUAGGCCGCAUCUUUUCCUUCAGAGGAACCUCUGGAAGCCUUGCAAAGUGCCAGCAAGAAAGGAAAGGAAGCGAAAACAAGGGAAGAGGCCAAGAGAUGAUUCUCAGGGUUCUCAAAUCGGCAAGCAGAAACGUCUCCGUGGCAAAACCUCCCCGCAGGACAACGUUGGCAACUGGACCAAUCAGAGCAGCUUUUACUCUGCUUGUGCGGGCCUGGAUGUUGAGGGAUUUCACAGUGGAGAAAGCGCAGAUGAAAACAACUCAAAUGUGACCGCUAGUAUCAUUCCCUGUACGUUCACCAUGCAAACCACAAAGUUCGAGGGCAACCCACCCAAGCAGAAAGCACCAAUGAAGAAGACGUCGGAAUUUCAAGAUUUGCUUGCCCAGUUACGUGGCAACAGCAGCGUGAUUGUCAAAGAAACCCAAUAGACACUUGCAGCUGAUCCAUAUUGUUAAAGUUGGUUGUUUGGUGGGUCGCGAAGUUUCUCUAUUGAUACGUUUAUCCAACAGCAAUAGCUUACUCAUUUUUCAUGUUAUUUUUUUAUGACAUCCAUUCUCCGUACCGCUUGCAGUGAAAUUUAUAGGUGUAGUGAACCGAAUUUCUAAAUGAGAUUUCCAUAUGACGUGUCCAUACUGUACCUUUCUGUUUAAAGCCACAAGCUGCGUUCAAGUUACUUACACGCAAACUGAAGGGUUUGCCGCUGUGGUUGACGAAAUGAAGAGGAUUGUUGUUUGAAUAUAUUUGUAGUUAAAA